Molecule: messenger RNA, 709 nt
Organism: Kickxella alabastrina
Lineage: Eukaryota; Fungi; Kickxellomycota; Kickxellomycetes; Kickxellales; Kickxellaceae
Exons: 1
Coding region: 100-648 (182 amino acids)
Cellular component (GO): membrane
Molecular function (GO): ATP binding
Source: RefSeq, a predicted model, not a curated record
UCCAAGAUUGGCCGUGCUGCUCAUUUUCUGGCAGCUGCUAUCGCUCACUACCCUUGCUGGUAGAUACGUUUCUAGAAUAAAGAAGAUUUGGAACAGAAAAUGCGUGCGCUUCUCCAAGUCAAGGCCCUAGAUUUUUUUAUGAUGUCCCAUUGCAAUCCUUAUGACGCAUGGAGUUCAACAAAAAAACUACAGAAUAUCUCGUCAGGAACCGUUACUCUUCUUGGUGCCCUCAGUUCAGCGUUUGGUCAGCUCUUCAACGUGUGGAUCAUCUACAGAGAGAUCGGAUGGUAUGCCGUCAUUCCCAUCGUCAUCACCCUCAUCACCAACUGUUCUCCACUUGGUUUCCCAAAAGAUCGAGAACUGAGACAACUGAAUCAAGCGACCAAAAUGCCCAGGUUUCAAGAUGAUUACUACAGCAUACUUAACAACAUCCGCACAAUCAAGUUCUACGCCUGGGAGAAUGUGUUCAUAGGUGUAAAGGCAUUCAGAGAUAAGCCAGACUAUGUUCCACCAAUGUUCUGGCAUAUGGCAAGCUACAGUGUCAACCUCAUCGGGUGCGCGUCCUCACAGAUUUCCGCGGCGCUGACAAUUAUUGUCUUUUUUGGUGCAUCCAGCAAGCCUGUAUAUACCCGAAAAUCGCGCUGUUAGUGGACUCAAUCGACUCGCUCACAAAUUUUACCAAAACGAUUGCUUCUGUUGGAAAGACAAU